CUCGUGUGUCUCUGAGCGUGCCCGGUUGGGCAAUCUCGGAUAGGCGGUUUGAGAAAUCUUAAUCAAGCUGCUGGUUCUUUCAUCAGAAACAUUUAAACGUCACACUUUGAAGAUUACUGGGAGAGAAGACGAACUCCUACAUUCCAUAUUCCUUAAUCUUUCAAAAUCUCUUGAAAAUAAAAUCUCUAUCCUUCAAAGCGAUUACGUCCUCCACUUACUUUGUACCCACAAACUCAGCAAGAAGAUAUGUCGUCGGUUUCCGGUACUCCGAGGACCAAUCCUUUCAAGUACGAACUCCAGUUAGUUGAGGGGAUGGUCAACCCCCAAUUCCCUUCGUGGGCUUUGGCCAUCUUGAUGUUGUUCGCCAUCAUGAGAGGUAUUCUCAUCCUUAUAUGUAUAGCAAUCAUGGUGAUACCGCUAGGAAAGGGUCACGCAAGCCGCAAAAAACACUGGUUCUUAUUUCGUGGAGUAUACCCAGAACCAGGGAGAGGCAUUCCCUAUGUCGUUCCUAAUCGUUCAAUGAUUAUUGUCGUAUGUGAGCUUUUCUCUAGCAUUUUGUACUUGUUGGCGGCGUGUGAAAACUACAAGACUUAUAAACACUUAGGGCUAGAGGAAGGAAGUAGUGGUUGGUUUCUUGUGCUCUGGUAUGGUUUGACGUGGCUUCCGUCAUAUUUGGGAAUUAUGAUGUCUGCUUUCAGUCUCUGUUAUGCUUGCCUUUGCGAUGUUAAUGGGAACAAGAAAAGCAAAAUCCCUCAAUUGCUUACCCCGGCUGUCUACAACUCUGCGUGGACUCUCUGGACCAUCAUUACUAUUUCUUUUAUGGCAUUUUGGACAUUUCGUAUGACGCAGGCAACAUCUGAGUUGGAGGCCAGUUGUCUUCACCUCAUGAGACUGGUACAGCGAGGAGCCGAUUCAUGGGAUGCUGAUCCUUCUCAGCCAAUGCCUAUGAGAGCCAUGUCUGCAGCCCAACUUUCUCUAGCUCGCGCUAUCCAAAAGGCUGCUUCAGUUAUUGAUGGAUGGGCUACCACUUGGGUCGUUUUGGCAGUCUCAUUAGCAAUUUUUUACCUCUUCACAGUUCAGCUGUUAAUUCGCAUGCUUAAGCAGGUUCUGCGUAAGCGACUUAUAGACUCUAUGGCUGUAGAUGCACAAUGGUCUUCACCAAUAUGGCAAGAACUGGAGCAGGAGUUCAGGUUCCUUUUCAAGUCUUCUAUCCUUGUUACCCUAAGCAUUCUCUCUCAAAUCUCUGAAUUGGCAUUUCAGACGCACAGUGCAAGAAACCUCACCGAUGUAAACUGGAGGAUUGGUUCCGCCCUGAUCACACAGCUUCCGGGAAUCUUCAUGACACCAGCGAUUCUGGUACAAUCGUGGAGAAUAUUCACAGAGCGUUCGGAAGAAUCCAAUUUUCAAGAAGUUCCCAUGGUAUUUGAUGAUAAAAAGAUUCCAGAAAUGACUUCUCAGCUUUUGGGAUGGGAUACAACGGUUUGCUGGGGUAGGGAGAUGGAUUUGGAUGUCGUCAACUUUCCUGGUCUUUGCGAGGUCCAAUCAACAUUUUCAAAGGAAAGAGAAGACGUAGAUCAGAAAGAGAAGCGAGUAACCCUUGAAAGUCCUUCUGGUGAUAUAAGUGUUAUGCGCUCAAUUACAGUCACUCAUGAAGAAAUUUAAUUAUAUCCACCUCAUUACUCAGUCAUCAUAAGUCGUCAUUGACCAUGUCAUCACUGACACUUUUUUUAGGUACUCCAAAGCUUCUUGUUUCGAUUUCAUUAUUGUUUGUUUUUUGCACUCAUUCUAUCAACACCAAAUCAACUUUUAUCAGUAUGCUUAUGUGUAAAGGCCUUCUGUAAAUCUCUCAAUAACAUUUACCCUAAUCUGUUGGUGGAUAGUUGUUUCAAUUCGGUGACUAGUGAUGAUAUGAAAUCAGCCCAUAUUUUACCUUGUUUU
Messenger RNA from Melampsora larici-populina 98AG31, 1938 nucleotides. RefSeq lists its product as uncharacterized. The coding region runs from base 247 to 1662 and encodes 471 amino acids. The record is from RefSeq and is a predicted model, not a curated record. Lineage: Eukaryota; Fungi; Basidiomycota; Pucciniomycetes; Pucciniales; Melampsoraceae. The transcript has 11 exons.